GCCAACGGCACAGGCAAGAACGUAGAGUUCUGAUCACAACUAAAUUUCAAUUACAUCGGUUUAAGUGCUAAAAGUGCAAUGAAAUUGAUUUGCCAAAUAUUUUUAACAACUGCGUUAAUCGCUGUGGUUUCAUCGGCGGCUUUGGAGAAAGGUGAACGAGAGGAGGAGCUUCAUUUUGGGUUUCACACCGAAAAUGGUCAUCAGCGAAAUGAGGCCAUAACGUACACAGUAAAACCCGAAACGGUUCAGGAUCCCAAGGAGGUGACUACCCAAAAGCCUGUGGAAUUUAAAGGCGGAUACAGCUUCAUCUCAGCCGAUGGCUACGAGUACCAGGUCCUCUAUAAGGCCAACAAAAAUGGAUUUCAGCCCUAUGUGACAGCGCACAAAAUUAAACCGGAUAAGAGUUAA
Messenger RNA from Drosophila teissieri, 408 nucleotides. RefSeq lists its product as uncharacterized. The record is from RefSeq and is a predicted model, not a curated record. The coding region runs from base 79 to 408 and encodes 109 amino acids. NCBI's taxonomy places the organism in Eukaryota, Metazoa, Arthropoda, Insecta, Diptera, Drosophilidae. The transcript has 3 exons.